Molecule: messenger RNA, 288 nt
Organism: Odocoileus virginianus texanus
Lineage: Eukaryota; Metazoa; Chordata; Mammalia; Artiodactyla; Cervidae
Source: RefSeq, a predicted model, not a curated record
GCCCGCUUGAGGCCGCCCGCGCCCGGCCCCGCCGCCGCCGCCGCCGCCGCCGCCAUGGGCUGUCUCGGAAACAGCAAGACCGAGGACCAGCGCAACGAGGAGAAGGCGCAGCGCGAGGCCAACAAGAAGAUCGAGAAGCAGCUGCAGAAGGACAAGCAGGUCUACCGGGCCACGCACCGUCUGCUGCUGCUGGGUAAGGGCGGGGCGGGGGGCGCCGGCCCCGGCCCAGCCCGGGGGGGCCCCUCGGNCCUAGACAGUAUUGAAACCAGCCUGCUAGAAGCAGUGUGA